GCCGUAUCGUCUCCUCUUCUCAGCUCUCUGAUCAUUCCCCUUGCCGAACAAGGAAUCUCUCGCUGCCGACGCCGUCAUCGUCAUCGUCGCAGUUCUCCGCCGGGAUAUCUCGCGGCUCUCCAAGAUGCCAGCUGCUGGACCGAAUACGUCCGGUAGGGACGGGGAGCUGUUCGUGGAGGUAGAUCCUUCAGGAAGGUUCGGGCGGUACGACGAUCUUCUAGGGGCAGGAGCGGUGAAGAAAGUGUACAGAGCGUUUGAUCAAGAGGAAGGGAUCGAGGUGGCAUGGAAUCAGGUCAGGUUGAGGAACUUCAUCGAGGACCCCGUGCUGAUCAACCGGCUACAGUCGGAGGUCAAGCUGUUGAGGGCUUUGAAGAACAAGUACAUCAUUGUUUGCUACAGCGUUUGGCUUGACGAGGAGCACAGCAAUUUGAACUUCAUUACGGAGAUCUGCACUUCUGGGAAUCUGAGGAAUUACAGGAAGAAGCAUCGGCACGUGUCGUUGAGGGCUUUGAAGAAAUGGUCCAAGCAGGUGCUUGAAGGGCUGGUGUACCUUCAUACUCAUGAGCCCUGUGUCAUUCAUAGGGAUUUGAAUUGCAGCAACAUUUUCGUCAAUGGGAAUAUCGGCCAGGUGAAGAUAGGCGAUCUGGGUUUGGCAACAAUAGUGGGGAGGAGCCACGUGGCGCAUUCGAUCAUAGGCACACCGGAAUACAUGGCACCGGAGCUGUACGAGGAAGAUUACACGGAGUUGGUGGACAUAUACUCUUUCGGGAUGUGCUUGCUGGAGAUGGUGACGAUGGAGAUACCCUACAGCGAAUGUGACAGCGUUGCCAAGAUAUACAAGAAGGUGACCACUGGUGUAAAACCUCAGGCCUUGAACAAGGUAGAGGAUCAAGAAGUGAAGGCUUUCAUCAUGAAGUGCAUAGGCGAGCCUAAGGCACGGCCUUCUGCUGCUGACCUUCUCAAGGACCCUUUCUUUGCCGGGAUCACUGUUUAUGAAGGAGAUGGAUCUGCGCGAGGGUAGGAAUUCUGGAUACCUGUAGUUUGAGCUCGAAACUAACGGUAGCCUAAUGUCAGUAAAUGCAAACGAGAUACUGAAUGCAAUGAUCAACUAUAAGAGGCCGUACUUGUGGAUUAUAGGUAUGCAUUAUUAUAUAUGUACAUGCUAUGCUAAGUCAGUUCAGUUUCAUCAAGUUUGUAAUGCGAAGGAUCUUACCCUCAUCGGGGUUCUUGCUUGCUGUUAGAUCAGCCAAUUCUGGGCAUGGGUUUCUGGAUGUUCAAUGUCGAACUUGUAACUCCCUGAACUACCACUGUACACAAUUUCCAGCCUCGCAGUGUGGUUUUCUUAAGAAGUGCUUGUGGCAAUUUCUUCAGCUAGGGAGACGAACGUAAUCUCAAGCGAUGCAGGUCAAAAAUAAUAAUAAUGCAGCAAGUGGUUGAGAUGAGAAGAAAGCAUGCCAACCAAAUUAAUGAGUGAAUAAUUAUGUAGUCGCCAUGGACAACAAGUUGGAAAGAAG
This is a messenger RNA of Linum tenue, 1514 nucleotides long. NCBI's taxonomy places the organism in Eukaryota, Viridiplantae, Streptophyta, Magnoliopsida, Malpighiales, Linaceae. The record is from the annotation of a GenBank genome assembly.